UGGAGAGUAACUGUUACAACUGGUGAUGAUUCUAAUGCUGCAACAUCUGCCCAAGUCACUAUUACCAUAUAUGGUCAAAAGGGUAAUUCUGGACCAAUCAAUCUAGGAAAUUCAGGUGGAAAUUAUUUUGAGAGUGGCAGUGUUGAUGAUUUUGAGAUUUUUGCGCCCGGUAUUGGUGAAAUAUAUAAAAUUCGUAUUGGACAUGAUAGUACUGGUUCAUAUCCAGCAUGGUACUGUCAAGAGGUAAGGUUAACAGAUAUAGAUACUGGAGAAGAAUUAGUAUUUCCAUGUAGAAAGUGGAUGGAUAAUGAACAAGGUGAUUUAGAGACUUGUCGUGAAAUACCAGUUUCAAGGAAAGGAGAACCUAGACUUCAAGUUGUGGUUUAUGAAGCAACUGUUACUACAGGAGACCUUUGGAACUCUGGAACUGAUGCCAAUGUUUAUAUGACUAUUUAUGGUGAUAGAGGCGAUACUGGUGUUCGACAAUUAAUACCUCAAAAACAGAAUAGUUUUAAACAGGGACAGAGUGAUACAUUUCAAAUAGAAGCUGUACAACUAGGAAGAUUAAAAAGAAUUAUAAUAGGGCAUGAUGGUACCGGACCAGGAAAUGGAUGGAAUUUAGAAAGAAUACUUGUUAAAGACCCAAUAAAAGAUGAAGUUUUUAAUUUCUAUUGUUCCAGAUGGUUAGAUGAAGGUGAAGAUGAUGGUAAAAUAGUACGUGAAAUACAAGCACAAGAGGAGUAUAUGGGUGAUAUUCUAGAAAAACGUAAUUGGGAAUCUUUAAAAUGGAAAUUUGAAAAUAAGAAUCAAGUAAAGAUAAUAUCAGAACUGACUGGGCAAUUACGGAAAAUUGCGCCUAAGGGUCUCCAUACAAUGGUAAUCAGGGGUUUUUUUUUUUAUGAAAACAAUAAAGGUAAAGGUGGAGCAUUUUGUGAAUUCCGUAUUCAUGUCCAGCAUGAUUUAACAGUUUUAUUAGAAUCUGUGAAAUAUCCUCUACAAUUUGUAACGUUUUUAGACAAUGGCAGACCUGCUGAUAGCAGAGGCGUGGUAGAUUCGGAUAGUUCUAGAAUCUUUCACAUUUAUUGUAAGGGUAUGUUUAGAAAUAGAGGUGUUAUUAUGUUCAGAACAUCUCGAACUCAGACCCUAGCUCAAGAUCCAGAAGAAGGUAUAUAUGGUACAGGAAAGGUCAAUAGAACAGCCCAUUUUAAAAUUCAUAAGAUCAGUGAAAAUGGUGUUCGUAUGUUUGAAAGUGUCAUUAAUCCAGGAAGAUACAUCAGAGUUAAAAGUGGCACUGUAGAUUGCCAGGGUGGUAGAGAUGAAGCAUCACAUUUUAUUGUCAAGAAAUAUCCAGAAAAGGGUUAUAUAACUCUAGAAUCUUGUAUACAACGUGGAUUAUAUGUUGGAUUAACCAAUGAUGGAUUUGUGAAACCUACGGUGGAUACUGGUGGUAAAAAUGUCUGUCUUUAUCCUGAAGUUAUUGAAUUAGGUAUUGACAAGUGCCUAUCUAUAUCACAGUGUAAACAAUACAAGAAUGAUCUGAUUUUAAAAAAUAUAUUUUUACUUAAAUUUUCAGAUUAUAGUUUAGACCACACCCCCUUAUCAAUAAGGAUGAGAUUAGUGGCAUUUCUAGGAAACCGGGGCUGUGACAGUGAAUUUUGUACAUGGAAGAUCACAGUUUCUACAGCUGAAUCAUUAGAAAACGGUAACGUAAGUCUGGUUGCCUAUGGUGACAAGGGUAAUACAGGACCUAUAUCAUUGGCUGCUCCUACACAAAAUGGUCCAAUAUUUCAAAGUGGAAGUGUUGAUGAGUUUACUGCAAAUUUCUUGAAAGCUGGUAAAUUAUUUAAAGUGAGACUGGAAGUUGAAGAGAAAGAUAAGAAAUCUGAUCCAAUGUGGAAGGUACGAGAAGUCAAAAUGGAGGAUUUGAAGACGAAAGACAUAAUACGAUUGAAUUUUAACCGAUGGUUAUCACCGAUACAUGAUGAUGGUUCAUUAGCUAGAGAACUUCCUAUUGAACAUAAAGGAGAAAAACCAUUAUCAGUUAUUAAGUAUAUGGUAAUAGUACAAACUGGUAAAGACCGGGGAGCUGCUACAGCUGCUAAUGUUUAUAUCAAUUUAUUUGGUGAAAAUGGUGAUUGUGGUAAAAGAUUUUUGAUCCAAUCAGAUAACAAACGAAAAUUUGUUGCUGGACAGGUAAGAUUUAUUGUUGGUAAUGACUAUAUAUAUUGUUAA
Lottia gigantea (owl limpet) is the source of this 2232-nucleotide messenger RNA. RefSeq lists its product as hypothetical. Gene Ontology annotation, molecular function: protein binding. Lineage: Eukaryota; Metazoa; Mollusca; Gastropoda; Lottiidae. The record is from RefSeq and is a predicted model, not a curated record. The transcript has 17 exons. The annotation marks the transcript as partial.